Molecule: messenger RNA, 3011 nt
Organism: Patiria miniata (bat star)
Lineage: Eukaryota; Metazoa; Echinodermata; Asteroidea; Valvatida; Asterinidae
Product: pyruvate dehydrogenase (acetyl-transferring) kinase isozyme 2, mitochondrial-like
Exons: 12
Coding region: 362-1579 (405 amino acids)
Biological process (GO): regulation of glucose metabolic process; protein phosphorylation
Cellular component (GO): mitochondrion
Molecular function (GO): pyruvate dehydrogenase (acetyl-transferring) kinase activity
Source: RefSeq, a predicted model, not a curated record
GUGAUUUUCCAUUGAAGAUAUCGGUCUGGUCGAUCGUACACGUACGGCUUCUAGAACAGUUUAGUUCGCGUCCCCUUUUUGUCAACUAACUAUUGUGGUUUUUGUAUAUAAAUUGCAUCAAGCUUGUCAAAAAAUAGGAAUUUUACAACAUCAGUACAACUUGUUUCUGAUCAAUCAGAUUUUAGUGUACCUUGUUGACCGAUGUUGACGUUGCAAGCGUUUACCGGCAACUGACAACGUUUCUCCCGCCAAUCCUCCGGCCAGUGCACGCUCCGUGAACACUCCAUCGGACUCGCGUUGCCGGCACUUUUCCUGUUCGUCUGGCUUCGUACGUUAGCUGAUUGAGAAGCAAAAUAGCAACAUGGUUCGGCUGACGAUUCUAUUGUUAAGGUCGGCCAAAAGUCUGCCGUCAAGAAUGGACCAUUUUUCGAAGUUUUCCCCAUCACCAUUGUCGAUGAAGCAGUUCUUAGAUUUCGGUUUACAGGGAGCUGAUGAACAGAAGUCAUUUGUCUUUCUUCGCCAAGAGCUUCCUGUCCGCAUCUGCAACAUCAUGAAGGAGAUCAACCUUCUGCCCGAAAAACUUCUACAGAUGCCUUCCUGUAAAACAGUCCAGGGAUGGUACACACAAACGCUACAGGAUCUUCUGGACUAUGUUGAUACUGACGAUGAGCCUACCAUAAUGAAAAUGUUUACAGAUAAGCUGAUAACGAUCAGGAACAGACAUGCAAACGUCGUGGAGACAAUGGCACAGGGGGUGAUGGAGAUGAGGCAGAGCUAUGAGGUAGAGAACUUCGAAGAGAGCAACAUCCAGUAUUUCUUGGAUCGAUUCUACCUGUCUCGAAUCAGCAUAAGAAUGCUCAUCAACCAACACACAUUGAUAUUUGGUUGUGCACCGAAGAGCCACCCAACGCACAUAGGCAGCAUCAACCCUGACUGCGAUGUUGUGUCUGUGAUCAAAGAUGCCUACGACGGAGCCAAAUACCUAUGUGACCAGUACUACCUUGGCUCACCAGAUGUUGAAAUUGAAUGGAUCAAUGCUCGGGAUAAAACUGACGGCAUCAACAUGGUGUAUGUACCAUCCCAUCUGUACCACAUGUUGUUUGAACUGUUCAAGAAUGCCAUGCGUGCAGUAAUGGAGCAUCAUGGUAACAGCGUCAUCGACUACCCAAAAAUAAAAGUGUUGGUGACAAAGGGGAAGGAGGAUGUCACAAUAAAGCUGAGUGAUCAAGGCGGCGGCAUUCCCAAGACCCAGAUUGAGAAGCUCUUCAACUACAUGUACUCCACUGCGCCCCAUCCCCCGAAGCCGGGCACCACAACCAUCCCCCCACUGGCCGGUUACGGUUACGGUCUUCCCAUCUCCAGACUCUACGCCAAAUACUUCCAUGGGGACUUGACCGUGACGUCUAUGGACGGUUAUGGCACUGACGCCGUUGUCUACCUCAAGGUUCUGUCAAGUGAGGCCAACGAACUGUUACCGAUCUACAACCGCGCGACGACACGCAUCUACCAGGCCAACACACCAGUCAGUGACUGGAGCUCCCCUGCAGGUUGUAUACGACCAUUCAGCACACGCCACUAGAGCCUCAGCCCCCUCCCCAGUCCUCAUCCCCCUCCCCCCUCCACCCAAAAAACCAAACACCUAAACAAACCAAGUACGACACCAGGAUUUGAUUCAGGGACUUCUAUUUCAGUUGUAGUAUUCAUGUCAUACUGAGAAGUGUUUGUGCAAGUGGAGGGUGUCUUGUCUUGUUUUCGUCGCUGUCUCUCCUUAUUUGGUCCUUCACGAUGAAAUCUAAAAUUCAAGGAAGCACAGCGCGCUUUUCUGAUUGUACGUUUGCCAUUUGCCUCUGGUUUUCAAAAUUCAUUCACACUAUGGUCUCUAUCUGUUGCUUGAGGUUUGAUCCGACCAGGCCCCAGUUUCGUUGCGCUCGUUAAGCUUGAGAGGUUCUCCAUAAGCACCUUAGAGCUAUAUUAAAUUACUAGAGACUAUAACUCGCCGUACAUAGUGCAAGCUUGAUGGGCACAUCCAUGCUUGUGCACAAACCUAUGGAAAGCUUAGAACUUCAGGUAGCCUUUGUACGGCUGUUUGUGUUGAAAACCAAUGUGUAAAUGGAGCUGAUUCCCACUUAAACCGAAACGUACACUCAGUAAUUGCUUGUAAGCGUUCAUUUCGCUCUUCACAAACAAUGUACACGUGUGUGAACUGUACCUCAUGUGAUUUCCUUUUUUUGGGAGUCUCAAAGCUCAGGAAUUAGUGAAAUAUUCCAUAACACCAUUGGGCUAUGUCUGAUGUUACAAUUGUGACGACCUUUACUAGACUGUUUGUGCACUCCCUAGACUUGCCAAAGAAAUUGUCUCAAAUGAGACAAGAGCCUAGCCAGUUACCUCUGUCUUAAUACAAGUGGGAUUGUUAUUUAAAGGUAAUAUACAACAUUUGCCUUGGCUGUAAUUUUCAGAAACGGAUGGAUUUGGGGGUUAAUUAGUACUUUAUAGCACAUCUUGUUACACUGCAGGCUGACCUGUUUAAAGUUUUGUGUUCAUAGAUGCUGGAACAUCCAAGAGAAAAACAAUGCUUCAGAUGAAGCAGAGCAAUUUAUAGAAAUUGGGGAAUUGUCAGGUCUGGGAACCAGACUCGCUGGCUGGCACCCGUUCACAAAAUGUGGACUAACUACUUAAUUUGGUAAAUUGGGGGCAGUACUUGAAAAAAAAACACGUUUUUUUUUCCAACGACUGUCAGCUGACCAUCGUUCGAACUUGACACGAAAAUUCCACUUUCCUUGAAAAAUGGCAGAACACUAGGUGCCGUGAUUUUACAGGUUGCUUGAGAUUAUUACAGUCGAAUGAGGUAUUUCAUAAUUUGUCGUUGCAAAUGUUGUAUAUUACCUUUAACAUGACAAUAUCUGUACAGAUUAAAGAUACAGUCCAUCAUUUGUAAUUUGUGGAUUUUGUUCGUUUGAAGCAACAAAAGUGUUCAAAAUCUAAUGAAGGAUACUGAACAACUAACCUGAUGA